Messenger RNA from Colletotrichum truncatum, 732 nucleotides. Its product is annotated as exosome complex subunit Rrp46. Gene Ontology annotation, cellular component: nuclear exosome (RNase complex); nucleolus; cytoplasmic exosome (RNase complex). The record is from RefSeq and is a predicted model, not a curated record. Gene Ontology annotation, biological process: poly(A)-dependent snoRNA 3'-end processing; nuclear mRNA surveillance; U4 snRNA 3'-end processing. Lineage: Eukaryota; Fungi; Ascomycota; Sordariomycetes; Glomerellales; Glomerellaceae.
AUGGCUCCGGAUAUGAACCCCCAGGCUCGAAUCUCACAUCUGCCCCGAGCAGAUGGCUCGGCAACGUUUUCAAAGGGUGGCUAUUGCGUGGUUGCGUCCGUCAAUGGGCCGAUGGAGGUGCAAAGACGAGAUGAGAACCCAUUUGAGUCGGUUAUUGACGUUGUCGUACGACCUGCUGCAGGGGUCGGAAGUACUGGAGAACGCCAGCUCGAAAAUAUCUUACAGUCUGCUCUGCGCCAGCUUGUUCCUGUCAAGAACUUCCCUCGCUGUCUCAUUCAAGUCACGCUUCAGGUGACGGAAACGCCUCAGAAUGACUAUGUGAACAGCAAAGUCGUUCAAGCUCAGUCUAACUUGGCCCUUUUGCCGGCAUUGCUUCAUAGUGCCAUCUUGGGUUUAUUGUCGGCUGCCGUACCCUUGAAGACCAUCGCCACCUGCACCACACUGGCUGUCCUCGAAAGCGACGGCAAGAUCGUUGUUGACCCUUCUGCUUCACAGGUAGAUCAGGCAAAAUCACUCCACGUUCUGAGUUUUACGUCACAAGACGACUUGCUUUUAGCAGAGAGCGAGGGAUCUUUUUCUAUGAGCGACUGGGACAACGUCGUGAGCUCAGGUCAACGUGUGUGCGGCCAGCAUCGCCGGACAGAUUUGGACGCAACGAUGCAGGAAGACAAUAAAGACUUCACGGACAUGCGGCGCUUUAUUAGAACGGUGAUGGAGUCAAAAGUGGUUUGA